AUGGGAGGUUCCGCGGAGCUGCAAGACGCGGCAGCAGGCGGCGGAGUUGGGGAAGGUGGACGGAACAAGGAGGCGAUGGGGAUGGUGGCGCUGCACGAGGCGCUGAGGAACGUCUGCCGCAACUCCGACUGGACUUACUCCGUCUUCUGGACCAUCCGCCCCCGCCCGUACCCACCCUUCGCUCUUUCUCGCUCUUGCUAUACCUCCUGUGUCCUCUCUCUCUUCCUCACUCGUGUUUACUGCGGCUUUCGUUCUCCCUUCUGCAGAAGAUGCCGAGGAGGCAACGGAUGCAAGGUCGGCGACGACAAUGGCAGCCUGUGAGUUCCCUUCCCUUCUCUUCCCUUGGAUUCCAUCUCUCUCUCUCUCUCUCUCUCUCUCUCUCCCCUCUCUCUCUUAUCCUCUUCUGAUUCUCUCUCCUCCGCGGGCGUCGGUGUAGGAUGCUGAUGUGGGAGGACGGAUACUGCCGGACGAGGGCGGGGGAGGGGGACGGGGGGGAGGACCCAGUGAGGAAAGCCUUCAGUAAAAUGUCGAUUCAGCUCUACAACUACGGAGAAGGGUGGGUGCGCUGGGUACGUCUUGCCCUUCGUUUUUCCUUUUAGAGAAAUCGAUAUCAGACAAAUAUAAUGCCACCCAAAGUAUAUGAAAUUAAAUUUAAUACAAAACUUUAAUCCUAUGACAUAUCAAACUAGUCUAGUGAUAGAGAAAUUAUGAAAAAAAUACCUUUUUGUCUCUGUGCCAUAAUUAAUAUUCUCGUAUAUUUUGAUUGCGACUUUCUAAUUCAUCACUUAGAUAUGAUUUUAUUCUCAUCUCAUGCUCUUAAUGGGUAUCAAUGCCCGCUCACAAUUCAGCUGAUUCAUAAAUGGUGGGCAAUGGGUCUCCUAGAUUUUCUAUACUUAGCUGAAGAGUGAAAUUCACUGAAGUUGGAGACCAGUUCAAGUGGCUUGCGCACAUCAUCGCUAUGUGGGGACCUAGUGGGUCAUGAUGCGGCGGUCCACCAAGCUACGAUGUGUAGGAUUAAUAAUCAAUGAUGCUUUAUUUAAGAGUUUGAUUUUCUCCUCAAUAGAUAGUCCAAACCAAGCCAAAUAGGACAGACCCGUGGGUUGGCCUUCUUGAAUUGUGUAGGACCGUCCCAUCAGAAAUUUUCUUCGUGGGCUAGAGUUCUGUCUGAAUUAGUAAUAAGUGGAACCCUAAUAAAAUCUAAUUAUAUGUAUAUUUUAAAAUUCUUAUAAUUUUUAUUUUUCUGAAAAUGUAGAAAUUGUGUUCUCACAUCAUUAUUUUGUUUCAACGAAUUCCUCGGGGCAAAUUCUUGCCUGAUCCAUACUUUCACAAAUGGUAAUCUUAUCAUUGAAUAAUCAUCAUUGCUGGUAAUCCACAAUUACAUUACAUUAUUGAAGUGAAUAUUUAAUUAGUAUUUACAUUACAUAUUGGGUUUCAUUAGUUCGUUUGGAUUGACGAUUCUCGGCAGUGACUUGAUGUGAUGUGAUGUGUGAUGUGGACAGGUUAAUGGGGAAGGUGGCUUCGGAUAAGUGUCACAAGUGGGUUUUCAAGCAACCUUCAGCUUCGUUUUCCUCCGACUGCGAGCCCAACGUCGCCAACUACUGGCAGAGUUCCUUUGACGCCGUACGUCGCCUCUCCCUUUCUCUCUCUCUCCCGCUCGCUCUCUCUCUAUCUCGCUUUCUCUCUCCCUCUCUCUCUCUCUAGCUCUCUCGCUCUUGUUUGUUAGAUCUUAUUUCCCGUCCGGAUAGACUCUUGCCUACGACUACGUAACAAGAGUAAAUUGGAGGAAGAGAGGAGGAAGGAGGUAACGAUAUGGCGAACGAUAUAACGGAGAUGGGGGAAGCGACAGAGAUGGAGCUGGAGAAUGAGGGAGACAAAGAGCGUAAGAUGCGGGACAGAGAGGAUGUGGCCUGAGAAAGACAACCUAAGUUCGGAAGAUAGAAGAGGGAGAAAGAGAGAAAAGGGCUAGGUGAUGUGUGUGGUGAUGAUGCUUUACCACAGAGCGGGCGGAAAUAAAGAGGGAGAGAGAGGAGAGGUAGAGGUAGAGGUAGAGAUAGAGGAUUGUUUCAUCGUCGUGUAAAAAUCCUCACGAAGCAGGAGAAGCCGAUGCGUCUUCUUCCGUUUACUGUUUCAGAUGCGAUAGAGAUGAAUACGGCCCCUAUCUUAUCUCUCUCUAUCUCUCUCUUUCUCUCUCUCUAUCUUCAGCUUCCCCCGGAGUGGACGGAUCAGUUUGCCUCAGGAAUCCAGGUAAGAAAAGGGGAAGCCCGUCAGUCGAUUGCUUUGUCGUUUCUAAUCGUUGUUGCUUAGCCACUGCAUGCCGCUGCCUUUUCGCAGACGAUUGCUGUCAUCCAAGCCGGCCAUGGCCUCCUACAGCUCGGCUCUUGCAAGAUUGUAUGGCACUCUCUCUCUCUUCCUUCCACUAUAUAUCUUAUCUUUCACGCACGCGAUAUCCUCCCUCUCCCUCUCGCUCUCUCUUAGCCUGUAUAUCUCUCUCUACUCACCCGUCUCUUCCGUUUCUCUCUUGAAAUCUCUUUAUCCACCACUCUCUCUCCCUCUCUCUCUCUCGCUCUCUUUAAAACUGUCCCACAUCGAUUAAAAUAUAUGAGCUUAUUUCCUACUCGAUCUUCGAGUGCAACAUCCAAGCGAAUUCAAAGAACGCUAAUGCUCUAAUUUUUUUUCGUUUCUGGGUUGGACAGCUCUAUUUAUAUUGUAUACUUGCAGAGUAUACAGUAUCCUCUCUCUCUCUCUCUCCCGCUAGGUGUAUUUGUUAUAUUUGGACAUAUAUGUCUCUUUCACUUGAUCUCCGUCCAUCUCUCUCCCACCCACACCCUCUUCUCACUCGCUCUCCAGUUACCUAUCAUUAUCUCUCUCCCUCUCUCUUAAUAUAUUUAUACAUAGAUCUUUGCAUCUUUCUCUCUCAAGGUAGGAAUGAUUCCCAGGUGGGCACAAUUCUGAGUUGAUGUCGAGUUUUGAGUCCCAACUAUUCUGGAGACCUUCAGGAUCUACUUUCUAUCACUACGUUGUAUUGUUUACCAAAACGUAUCCUGCUUAAAUGGCUACACAUCAGCAAUCAGAAAGGGUGACUAAUCAGAGUCAUACUCCAUUUUAACCAUUGCAGUCCGAGUAGAGCGACCUCAUCAAUUUUAGAACCACCAUUCUUGGGUUCCGUGCCUAUUAGUGUGGAAGUAAUGGUUUCAAGAUUUGCUCCUUGUGAUUAAUUCAAUACAGCCUGUCUCUCUCUCUCUCUCUCUCUCUCUCUCUCUCUCUCUCUCUCUCUUCUAUAUCUCUAUCUACAUUGAUCCAUCUCUCUCUCUCUUGCUAGAUAUACGUACAUCUGCCGCAAUCUAGAUACUUGUACUCUCAUCUGACUGACAACUCGCUCUGCCCGUGUUAGAUACCCGAAGACCUGCACUUCGUGCUGAGGAUGAGGCACACCUUCGAGUCCCUCGGCUACCAGUCCGGUUACUACUUCUCCACCAUCUUCUCCUCCUCCUCCUCCUCUUCCUCCACCCCCGCCGCCGCCACCACCGCCGCAGCCGCCGCCGCCGCCGCCGCCGCCGCCGCUCCCCACUUCAACUGGCCCACCCGCCCACUCGCCCCCGCCGCCUUCCACGUGGGCUUCUCCGACGGCUGCCAGGUGGACGACCCCGACAUAAAGUGGCCCACCGGACUCUCCUUCUUCAAUGCCCUCACCGCCAGGGCGGACGACGCCGAGCUCCUCUUCGGCGGCGGCGCUACUGGCGACGCUCUGGGGACCAAGGCGGCGGGCACGUCGCAUCACCGCGUCGUCCUCGGCGGUAAACGCACCUCCUCUCCUCCCUAA
Molecule: messenger RNA, 3820 nt
Organism: Spirodela intermedia
Lineage: Eukaryota; Viridiplantae; Streptophyta; Magnoliopsida; Alismatales; Araceae
Source: the annotation of a GenBank genome assembly